GUGCGCAAGCGCAGUGCGCUGGCCCCUCCCCCGCCCGCCGUCGGCGUCGCCGGGUCCCGCUCGGUGUCUGGCGGCGGCGGCGGUAGCGGUGAGGUGGUGCCGCCGCGACCGGGGGCCGCUCGACCCCGGGAGGAGCCGUCCGCACCGUGGGGGCCGCCCCCUGCCCGGGGCUGCCCGGCCCCCGUCCGCCCGCGGGGCGCAGGAGAUUCAGUUUUAGAGGUGUGUGGAGGCUGUUACCACUUACCUUAGAAUAUUCAAACUAGACACCAGGGGCCAGUUCUCUCUUCAGGUUCAAGAUGGCAGACCAGAGGCAACGUUCGCUCUCUACCUCUGGAGAAUCGUUAUACCAUGUGCUAGGGUUGGACAAGAACGCCACUUCGGAUGAUAUCAAAAAGUCAUACAGGAAACUUGCAUUGAAAUAUCAUCCUGAUAAAAACCCUGAUAAUCCAGAGGCAGCAGAAAAAUUUAAAGAGAUCAAUAAUGCACAUGCAAUAUUAACUGAUGCCACAAAGCGAAACAUUUAUGAUAAGUAUGGUUCUCUGGGUCUGUAUGUAGCAGAGCAGUUUGGUGAAGAAAAUGUGAACACGUACUUCGUGCUAUCCAGCUGGUGGGCAAAGGCCUUGUUUGUGUUCUGUGGGCUCAUCACAGGCUGCUACUGCUGUUGCUGUCUGUGCUGCUGCUGUAAUUGUUGCUGUGGGAAGUGUAAACCUAAACCUCCUGAAGGUGAAGAGCAGGAAUACUACGUCUCUCCAGAGGACUUGGAGGCACAGUUGCAAUCAGAUGAAAGGGAGGCCUCAGACGCACCUAUUGUGAUACAGCCAGCAUCCGCCACAGAGACAACCCAGCUCACAGCUGACUCUCACCCCAGCUACCACACUGAUGGAUUUAAUUAAGUUAAGGAUACACUGUAAUUAGAAUGGAUUUAAAAAAAAAAAAAAUACAUGGCCAACUCAACACUAGAAUCAUGAACAUUAGCAGUAGAGAACGGGGAGGGGGAAUAAUUCUGCCACAGUAAGAAGGCAGCUUUCCAACCUGCCGAAAAUAUUUUGUAAUCCCUUCAGCCUUUUGUCACCUUUCAGUGUCGUAUCUUGAUGAUACGUGAAGUGCUGUAGCAUGCAGUAUUUAAAGCAGUUUAGCUACGGUCUUAAUUGUUUCCUUUUUUUUUUUUUCCUUUUCUUUUCCUGUUUUUUUUAUAGCAUGUAUGGAGUUAUGUUAAAUGUCUGUGGUGUAAUGUAUUGAGUUGUCACAAUAUAAGUGUGAUGGAGACAUUCUGCAUUUUAAGCAGUGGUACUGGCCUAAAAAUGAGAUUUAAAAAGUUUCACAGAAGCCACCAUUCUUCCAUACAGCUGAGCUGUCGAAGACCUUUAAAAGUUCAUGAUUUUCAUUUGAGUGCAACAAAUCAAUUCUUUUAUUCCUCCUUCUAUUCCUGUGUUGUUAUCUAAGCAAGUUUACAAAGCCAAGAACCAAAAAAUGCCAGUCCUGCAGAGCUGGAGUUCUCUCUAAUGCUGGUUUUCAGCUUAAAUAAAUCUACCUUGAAAAAUAAAAAAGGGAGAGUUUCCAAUCUUUGAAAGGUAAAAACAGCUCUUUACGUGUAAGGCGAUCUUCAGUGACAAUGUAACCGCAAACUGUAGCUUGCCACAAAACCAGCUGUGACUGGGCUUAUUUGGUGGUGGCGGUGGGAUUUUAACUUCAAGCACAAUUCUGUUUUGGUUUGAGUUCAGUCGUUUUCCUGAAAUGCUAAAGACCAAAUAGUGCAGCUUUUUUUGAAUGCAUGAGAAUCUUAAAGUGAAACUGGUUAAUUGGUUUUCACUGAGCAAGUGAGUAAAACGCAGACAGUGGGCAACAGCAUAAAUGUUUAAAAAAAAAAAUUGGGUUUUAAAAAUGUGUUCUAAUAAUUUGAGAUUCUGAUAGACAAAUGGGUUAUUACGUAUCUUUUUUUAAAGCUUUUAUAAUAUACUAGCCCUUUAAUUUUCUCAUGAAUAGCUUUGUGGAGUACUUAAAUGGAUUUUUAAGAACAAAACACCUUUCUUUGUGUUUAUGUUGUAUAAUUUGCACAUUGUCUUGCAUUUAGAUGUGUUUACACCGGUGUUUUUCUUUUCCUCAGAACAGCUAUGGGGAAACCAUUGAAAGGUUUCCUGUGCUAUUUUGAAACCAAAUCAUGUUUGAAUAUUGUUUUAGAACCUGUGGUUUAUUGAAAUUUAACUGUUUAAAAAUCAUUUUAGGCAGCAGCUGAAUUGCUGGUAUAUUUUGUUGUUAAUAAUCUUGCUUUAGAUGUUAUGGAGUCAGGAUCCCAGAGAACCUACACUUGGCACUUUUAGCAGUUAAUUACAGCCUCUUUAAUUUUGAUUUAUAUGGUUUUAUAUCACAAUGCCUCUGCUGUCUUUUGUAUCCCCCGUCUCCCCUGUUCAUUUUUCACCUAUUUCUGUUGAGGCUAUUUGCAGCCUUCCACACGGCGUUUGCUUUGAAGGUCUGUCAUGCUGCUCUUUUACAAGAUCCAGGUAUUACUUUUGAAUGGGGUAAAGCACUGUUGGUCUGUAAGAAAACCCUCAGAAAAUGAAGGGCACUCUCCUGCCAGAGAAUCGUUCUGUAUUUUCACGCUAUCUUUGCAUGAGCUGGAAACGAUGGAGCACAUAAAAUCAGAUGUGAAACCAUGUUAAACAUCCUGGGUAGAAGAAAAUGCGAAGUGGGGGAUGUUUGCACAAUCAGACUUUCCUGUAGCUGUUGGUACAAGCACGUCUCUUGCCUGCAUGUGAGCUUGUUGCGAAUAAGCAUGCUUUUGAUAGCACAUCAGGUCCCAAAAAUUCAAAAAGAAAUGUUACUUUUAAUUAACUGGUUAGAUUUCAGCAGCACACUUGUUAAGUCAUUUCUUCCUCGUCAAUAAUCCUUUUAGACCUGAAACUUGGUGGUUUAUUGGAAGAUACUUUUAACUUUUUCAGUCUGGAGAACUCUCUUGGGUGGCCUUGAGGACAGUUGUGUAUGAUUUGGCUUGAGGUCCUUGUUUAAUUAAAGUCUUGGUUUGACCCCUUGGAAUGAAAAGCAAUGUUUAGGCUUAAAAAAGUAACGUCACAUUGGCUGUCCUUGUAGAUUUUGCCUGAAGCCUGUUCUUGACGUUGAACUGCACACUGGAAUAUGCUUGAAUAUCUGCAGGCUUUGUCCCCUAAAAACUCACUGGUUAAAAUUGUGUAAAUUAUGUUUUUGGUUUAAAAAAAAAAAGUGUUGGGGUGUUUUUUGGCUUUGUAAAUGAGCAUAGUUGGUCAGAGUGAUUCGGAUGAAUGAGGAAAAGGCUGUUUCCCUUGUACCAUAGUUUCUCCUACUCCGUCUCCCUGUGUUCAUCUAGGUGGGUAACACAAAGCUGGUGGUUGCUCCGCUGCGGAACAUCUGUGACCCCCGAUGCUGGGGGCUGGGUGUCAGUGUUAAUUUGGAAUAAUACUCUUACUUCUUAACCCCUCUAGGCUACUUCUGCUGCACCAGAAAGGUUGGUGGGAGGUUGUGGCUCCAGGGAGGUGUGUAACACUCCUGGAGCCGGAACCAAAACGUGGGCAGGGAAUGAGGAUUAGAGGCGAUACCGUUACCCGUGUUUCGUGUUGCUGAGGAAAAGGUGACAUCCAGGAUAAAUUUGUGGGUUUAGUUCUUUGCUGAGCAAGGCAUGGGGUUGAGAGAGACUGCUUUUCUUUCAGAUGUGUCCGUGGGUGGUGUGUGGAUAGUAAAUUAGUCUGUGUGCUGUUACAUGCCAGAAUGAUGUGUUAGAUGCUCCAAGGGAAACUACUCUGAGAGCCCGGUAAAAGGGAAUGACAGAAAAACACGUUUUUAGAUGAAUAUUCAUGGUUCUUGAAACUGUUUUAAGUUUGCCCAUGUUGCUCUAUAAUCUCUGAAUUUAAGAUGAUUGUGUAUUAAUGUAGUUCUUGAACUACAUAAGAAAGCUAUCUAAACAUUGCUGCUUUAAAUCGAAAAUUGUGUAAUCGGAAGAUCAGUAGGUUAAUGCCCACCUUUUUUCUGCUCCUGUAGGUAAGGUACAGGAGUAUCCUGCGCUAACACGAGUCACACUUCAAAAUGGCCAAGUUGAAUCCUAGGGAAUGCAAAGUUGUAUUGGAAAUAAUGAUUAAAAAUCUGGUGCAGAGAUCACUCAGCAGUUCUGAGCUUGGGCGGAUGGAGCUGUGGUGUCCCUGCCGGAGCUGCAGUACCAUAGCAUUGCAGGCACUGCAGCCCAUUACCUGGCUUACGUGCAGAAUGUUUCCUUCCAAAACUAAACCUGAGCACAGUUGAUCAGUUCAGCGUGCUGCCAGAACUAAAACUUGAGCUUUGAUUUUUUUUUUUUUCCGCUGUUGUUUCUUAAAAGUUGUAUCAUUUUUUACAAGUUGCCUGAGGCCUCUGUUUCAGUAGAUCGGCCACCUCCAUCUAGCUCAUUGAACCUCUUCAGCACCAAUUUUCUUAGCGCUUGUAGCUCCUCCUGACGAGGAGGAGUAUCGGCGAGAAUCUGAUCAGGAGACCUUCUGCUGGCUGGUGUUAAGGACCACUGACUUUAUUCCUGAGUUGUGUUGCGUCGAGAGCCAUCCGUAGCUUAGGGUGAGUAGGGAAAGCUGCUGCCUCGCUGCAGAGAGGGCUCAGGCACCAUCCAUCCCUCCUGCCCGCGGCAGAGCUGCCGGAGAAGGAGGUGGUUUGUGCUGGACCUGCGGUGCCCUGUCCUCCCUGGGGAUGGGGAAAUCCCUAACGCACUGUAGUACAACCAAUUGUACGCUUCACUUGAAGUGAACGAAGGGGCAUUGCACCUGUUAAAUGCCAGUUUCAUUUUGUUAGUGAUGUUUGUAGGAAAUUCUUAACUAUUUAUCUGUAUAUACAUUUGUUUAUGUAAACCUCAGUGGCAAUAGGGUGUAGAUUUCUGCUGAUUCCACACAGUGACGUUUUAGAGCCAUGUUACCUUUUUAGUCUUAUUUUUAGAUUUGUAAUAUUUUUAAACUGCUUUAGAUAUUAGUGCUCAUAGUGUUCUUAAAACGUGAUGCUGUUCGGGGUUUGGGUGAGCACAGCCUGCAGUCUGAACCUGCUGAGGAGGAAGGCUGGAGCACGGUACAGAGAAAUACCGAGUCCUGCAGCAGUGCCGUGGUUGACCCUCCCUGUCACCCUAAAAACACUACAGGUGUAACCAGGGCAGGAGCCUGACUGGAAAGAUUCCUGUCCCAUCUAUAAAGCAGUUGUGUUGUGUGGUGCAGAGGGACACCAGUGUGCUUUUGGGGGGGGUUAUAUCAGAGCAUUCGUACCGAGAGAGGUACCUGCUGUUCUCAACUACUUUCUGCCCUUUGUCUGUCCGGUGCCCUUUGGUGUUCUCGACAUUUCCAGAUAAUUUAGGAAAUGAGUUUGUGCUGCAGGUUUUUCCUACCCGAUGCAACUGGAUAUUGGCGUCAUGUUUAACAGGAGAUUCUGGCAAGGUGGUCAGGGAGACUUUUGCAGCCCCUGCCUCGCGUUAAUAAUUCUGGAUGCUGUUUAAAUAUGCAUUAAUCUUAGAGCACUGAAACGUAACCCCCCCAGUACAAGUGUUUAUAGUGUAAGGUCGGUAUAAACUUAACAUGCUUAAUCAUUUGAUGCCGCUUCUCUGUAUUAUAGUGGAAAUCAUCUAGUUUGUAGCGUAUCAUUCCACUCAACAACUGCUUAAAAUAUCUUGAAAGAAAUGUAACUGAUAGCUAACAAGGUGGCAGGAAAUUUGUCAGUGUUCAAGUCCUGCAAGAACCGUAGUCUGCUCCACGUCCUGCGUUGGGAGGCUUACCUGCUAUCUGGGACUCGGCAAGACUGAAAUUCCCAUUUCCUUCCAAGAGGAUGCUUUCUUUACAAGAAGAAACUGUGUGAGGGAAGCUGUCUGUCUUUGACAUUUGCACAAGCCAAAUGCCAUAAAUCUGGAAGACAAACCUUCGUUUGGAAAUCAAAUGCCAAUGUUACAUGCACAGUUCAUUUUGUUGUUAAAAGGAUAGAUGCUGGGAAUUUCUGGUGGUUAUAUAUAUAUGUAUAUGUAUAGAGGAAGCUCUUAUAUAAAAUGGCCAUUCAUUCUCGAGUGCUGUUGUCUUCUCUGCUCCCUUUCCCGCACAGCCAGCCACGUGGGUGUACUCUUGCAGUCUGAGAGCGGUUGCUUGUCAUACCCUUCCAAAAAUUUAACGAUCUACUUGAAUUCUGCGAGCGGCCCCUUGUCCGCGGCCCCUCGGGCUGGACCUAGGCUCUGCCUGCUCCAGCUUCCCUUCGGAGGAGGAAAGGGAAGAAGCCCAACGUGGCGAGGGGCCAUCUCUGGAAUGACUUGGACUUGUGCGGGCUGGUACGUGGGAUGUCUUGAAAUGUGGUGGAUGCGCUCAUCGCCGGAGGCGUAAGAGAACACCUUGAUUUGGGUUCUUCCCUUACAGUAGUUUUCACCAGGUCGUAAUCCCCAAAGCGGGACUCGGUGAGCUCACAGAGCAAGGUCCAAACCCGCGCUGUAGGCUUCGGGUUGCAACAUCAUGUGUGUGUACGUAUGUAUAUAUGCACAUAUGUAUAUAUUUAUACAACAGGUGUGCGCCUAGUACUUGCUGCUGUUUUUUCUUCGGUGGUAAAAAUGUGAAAUUUGGCUCAAAGUAGUGCUGUGAGCUCUCAGCCAGACAAGUGGAAGGUGUCAGUUUUGUGUGUCCAGAAUUGUGCUUUCUCCUUUCAGCUGCAGGAAAAAACCAAACAAGAUUUGUCAGGUGAAAUGACUGGUGAGGGGAACGGUGGAAGGAUCCUGUUGUAUAAAUAAAUGGAUAGUACAAGUGGGAGAGCUGUGCUUUUUGAAAAGGAAAAGCAAUCUUCUACUCGCGAGGUCUUCCCUCCUUGCUCAAGUGAACUUACACUUGAAUAAUGUGGCGUGCUUGCACAGUCUGGUCCAGUUUCUCAAUUUACAGUGCUUGCAGGUUGGAUUCACGAGGACUUGGGGUUAUUGUGAGUCAUAAAACUGAAGUUAGGUGCUGGUCUGUGUGAAGGCACAAGGAUUGUGGCCAGCGUAUGUGAGUACCACCACUUCACUUCCACUCGUACCAGGCAGAGCCUGCGGCCAGCCCUCCGCAGCUGUUUUGUUCCAGGGGCUGCUGCCCGACACGCACAACCCCGGGGGGUUCUGUGGCAUGGCAGCAGUGGGGGAAUAUUGGGGGGAUUGCUUUACCGCUUACAUGUUUGGAGUUCUGUUUGUGUCCACGGUAGAUGAACUCCGAGGUUUGCCACGUUCCAAACUCUCGAUGUUUCCUCGCCUGGAUGCGUUCCACCUGAGCCCGUUGCUGUCAUUCCUCCUUCCAUCGUCCCCACCUUCGCCCGCUUUUCUGGGGCUGGGUGUGGAUGGUUUGGUUUGUGUUAUCGCAGACAUCCGAGGCGGUUUAUAUUCAUUUUGCAUGUGAGCAAGGCCCUGAACUAAGUAAUUCGUCACGGGGUUUGGUUGUAUUGGCCUCUUUACGAAGCCUGAGAGAGCUCAGGACGCCGGGAGAGAAUGCGUUCUGCGUUUGCACUGUACUUCACCUCGGCCGGGGCGGGGUGGGGGGAGCCCAUCUUUAAAAAAGAAAAAAAAACUUGUAAAAAACCAAAAAAACCCCCACAAUUGAAGUAUAAAUGCAUCUGAAAAGCAAUUAUAAUAUAGACAUAUAUAUAUUUUGUUAUGUUACUAAAGGACCAUACUUGGAGUUGUAUGUAAGUAGAUGUGGCUGUCUGAACUUUGUGGAUUGUAACACUCGAUACUACUGAGCUCCUGUACAUACACGCAGUUAUGGCAGAAGGAAUUAUUUUAUGUUUCAGCAUGGUAAUUUGUGUAUCGUAUGUCUGAAUAUAAACUAAAAUAAAGAUUGCUAAGUUAUCUGAAACCACUGUUGUAAAAUAAAUGUUUUCAAUGCAGAAA
Molecule: messenger RNA, 7864 nt
Organism: Grus americana (Whooping crane)
Lineage: Eukaryota; Metazoa; Chordata; Aves; Gruiformes; Gruidae
Gene: DNAJC5
Product: DnaJ heat shock protein family (Hsp40) member C5
Exons: 6
Coding region: 297-893 (198 amino acids)
Biological process (GO): regulation of synaptic vesicle cycle
Cellular component (GO): presynapse; intracellular membrane-bounded organelle; membrane
Source: RefSeq, a predicted model, not a curated record